AACACGUAAUUCUUUUUUUUUUUUACUAUUAUAUUUUGGUCGGAGUAAAAAAAAAAAGCCAGAACCGCUAGAUUUUCCAAAUGUAUUAUCGUAGUUGACUAGAAGAAGUGAGGCGUCAAUGGGAUGGAGUAACAUAAAUACGACUCUACCUCUCCAGACUUUACACCACAGAACUCCUACUAUUUCCUUCCUGCAGUACUGUAGAAUAGACAAACCUAAAAAAAAUCCCUGAACCCAAGAACCAUGGCCGAGCCACAGUCAUCGACCUCCAUGGGUAGUUUGACGAGCGGCUGGUUUACACCUGCCUCUCUUUUCCUGUUGCUCAAUAUAGUGAUUGGCACCAUUGCACUCACCUCCCGUUUUGGCUCCAAAAGAAGAGAACAGGAAGAAAUCAGACCGCUCGUUAGAGGCCCAUCGUUAAUAGAACGAGUCAAAUCCAUCAACUUAUACUCAUCGCCCGACUCAGAAACCCAAAGAGAAGCGUUCACGGACUUUUUACAAAACACCGAACCAGACUACACGACCGGAGUUGAUCGAUCGGUUCCACUAGAACGAGCUCCCUCCCUCUUGGAACGGGUCAAAUCUAUCAAGUUCUCUUCUUUCUACAGAUCCGAGCAAGGAACUGACAUUGCGGGUGUACCGGACUUGGUUACACGUGAGAAUAGGGACCAAAGUUCCAGUUCUGAAGUGGAGCAUCAUGUCACAAGGAGUAAAUCCGAGUCUAGGGUGGCUCCGGAGAGGCAGGCGCCGGAGAAAAUGAAGAAGUCGGCCAGCGAAAGGGUGACAGCUGCUGCAGAGGAGGAGGAGGACAGAGACAGCGUGGAGCGGAGGAGGCCUGCAACGACAAGUUUGGAGAAAAAGAUGCCGUUUGUAGACGAAGCGGUUGAUGCGAAAGCUGACGACUUCAUCAACAGGUUUAAGCAGCAAUUAAAGUUGCAGAGGCUGGACUCUCUUCUGCGUUACAGAGACAUGCUAAGAGGCAAAUAAUAAUUAAAAAAAAAAAAGAGGAUAAAUUUUGUACAAACCACCCACUUUCUGUUUAUAUUUCUCAGCUAGCUUUGUUUACUUGCUGGGCCUGUACUGUUGUUUCUUCAAGAACGAAGACGCUGAUAGGAUCGGAAUGGAAGAACGCAGAAGCAAAAGGCUUACAUGUGUGUCGCUGUUGGAUGUGACGAAGAGCAGUGCACCGAAAGAUGAAACUGGAAUGACUGAAAUGAUUUCAGUUUUUUUUUUUUUUCUGGCCUUUGCUUUUGCUGAUGACGAGGAUAUUUCCGAUAUUUUGUUUAUUUGCUAUUGUCUUUAUUAGGCUCGUCAAUAAGAUGGUCAAGGGUUGUAUUUGUGUGGACUGAUUGUUAUAAAAGUUGGGUUCUAAUUUGAAGGCCAUAAUAAU
This is a messenger RNA of Jatropha curcas, 1390 nucleotides long. RefSeq names its product cotton fiber protein. Lineage: Eukaryota; Viridiplantae; Streptophyta; Magnoliopsida; Malpighiales; Euphorbiaceae. The record is from RefSeq and is a predicted model, not a curated record.